AUGGAUAUUGAUGUUGGAACAAUUGAUCGAAUAAAAAUUUGGCAUGAUAAUACUGGGAUAGGUUCAGCUUGGUUACUUGAUUCAAUAACAAUUCGUAAAAAACAUUCAACAUGUCGUCCUAUAACAAAUAUAUAUAUUCAACGUCUUGAAAAAAUAAGUGAAAUUUUAUAUCGUCAAUCUUAUGAACAAUUAAAAAAAGAUUAUAAUUUACGUUUACCAUCAACAAAAGAUAAUGAAGAACGUUCUAUAGAUCGACGAUAUUCAAAAUCAACAGAAUUAGAUGAUUUAGUAAAUAAUCGUAGUAUUUUACGUAGUCCAAUUACAUAUGAUAAAACUAAUUUACAAAAAAAAGUUCGAUGGGAUGAACAAAGUAUUGGUUCACAAGAUGAACCAUUAAUUAUAGAUACACAACAAAUGAAAAAUAAACAAAAAAUUAAACGUGAUAGUUCAUCCGAACGAAUUGAAACUGGUCAUUUUGAACAUCAAGCAUAUUGGAUAUCAUCUCAUAAUUAUAUUAAUAAUAUAUGGAAAAUUAAUUCUAUUGAAGAACUUAAUAAAUUUGAUUUAGAUGAAAAAACACGUUUAUUACUUCUAUCAGAUCGUUUAGCAAUAAAUACAAAAAUAAAAACAUCAAUCAAUGAAAAAGAUGAUGAUAUUUAUGAAUUUGAAGCUAAAUGUUGGUUAAGUAAUGAAAAAGGUAAAAAACUUGAAAUAUAUUUAAAUCCAAAAUCUAUUAAAUUAUCAACAAUUGAAACAAAAUCAAAAUUAUUAGAUCAAAAAAAAACUGAUAUAGAAAAACAAAAUAUUAUUUCAACAAAAAAAUCAUCUUCUUCAUAUCAAUAUGAUAAAUCUAAUGAUGAAAAUUUAAAACAUUCAUUAAAAUUUGAUCUUGGACCAUUAGAAAAAUCACCAAGAAGUCAAACAUCAUUAGAUAGAUCUGUACGUGAUACAUCAAAAAUAAAAUUUGAUGAUUCAUAUUCAUCACAACCAAAUGAUCAUAGUUCAUCAACAUAUCAACGUUCAAUAUCUCCUCAUACAAAUAAAAAUCUUAAAAUUUCAUCAACAAAUGAACAAAAUUUAUUAACUAAACCUUCAUAUGAAUCAACAUAUCAUUCACGAUUAACACCUACUUCAUUAAUAGAUACUCGAUCAUCACCAUCAUCAUUAUCUAAUCAAUAUUCAAAAACAUCAAGAUUUAAUAAAGAACCAAUGAGUCCAUUGAUGAGUAAUAGAGAUUUAUCUGAAAAAAUAUCAACUGAAUCAUCAACAAAACCAAAAUCCGUAACACGUUCGCCUAUUGAAACAUCUUCACAUAAAAUAACACGAAGUCAAGUAUAUGGUUCUGCUUAUGGUACAAUACCAAUGGAUGAUUUCUAA
Messenger RNA from Rotaria sp. Silwood1, 1377 nucleotides. The record is from the annotation of a GenBank genome assembly. Lineage: Eukaryota; Metazoa; Rotifera; Eurotatoria; Philodinida; Philodinidae.